This is a messenger RNA of Oncorhynchus tshawytscha (Chinook salmon), 928 nucleotides long. Its product is annotated as probable JmjC domain-containing histone demethylation protein 2C. The record is from RefSeq and is a predicted model, not a curated record. Bases 262 to 711 code for a protein of 149 amino acids. Lineage: Eukaryota; Metazoa; Chordata; Actinopteri; Salmoniformes; Salmonidae. The transcript has 3 exons.
AUACCGUGUAUCGCCACGGCAGUGAUGUGGGAGCGGAGGGAUACCGUGUAUCGCCACGGAGCUGAAGAUCGACUGUUUACGGGUGGAGACUGCAAGGAAUUUAAAUCCCCCCCGGGUUGUUACGCUACACGUUAAAGACGAAAUAACAGUGGUAGUUGAUGUGUUUCUUUGGAUUAUUCAGUACAGUUUAAUGUAGUACAUGUGAGCUCGAUAGGCCGUCGGUGUUAGAGUUUUCCAGGGGGUUGUUUUCGCUGUCAGUGGAUGGCCAUGGCGGUGGAGACGCGACCGGAGCUGGUUGGGAAGCGGUUCCUGUGUGUCGGUGGAGACGAGCCGCUGGAUCUCCGGGAUAUCGGCCGCUGGGGCUGGCGAGCUGGGGUCAUCCGAGCCGUUACUCACCGGGACAACAACCAUUCAGAGUUGACGGUGUACGUGGAGUUUGAUGACCUGGAGUGGGAGAAGCGUGAGUGGGUGAAAGUGUACGAGGACUUCCAGGUGUUCCUGCUGGAGCAGCAGCUGGUAUGGGCCAAGAGGAGAGAGGGCACCCUGCUGGUGGAGAACCCCCAGGGAACUAAAGACAAGCACAUCCAGUGGCCAGCUCUGACCAUUUCAACAGAGGUGUUCACUGUUGGAAAUCAUCACUGGGCAGUCUUAGGAGAGAAAAGCAAACAGUCACACUCUGAGCCUCUACUACGAGCAGGCUGCCUCUACUAGCAGGCUGCCUCUACUAGCAGGCUGCCUCUACGAGCAGGCUGCCUCUACUAGCAGGCUGCCUCUACGAGCAGGCUGCCUCUACGAGCAGGCUGCCUCUACUAGCAGGCUGCCUCUACUAGCAGGCUGCCUCUACGAGCAGGCUGCCUCUACGAGCAGGCUGCCUCUACGAGCAGGCUGCCUCUACGAGCAGGCUGCCUCUACUAGCAGGCUGCCUCUA